Messenger RNA from Chelonia mydas (Green sea turtle), 7816 nucleotides. It is a transcript of the gene ILDR1, whose product is annotated as immunoglobulin like domain containing receptor 1. The transcript has 8 exons. The record is from RefSeq and is a predicted model, not a curated record. Gene Ontology annotation, cellular component: plasma membrane. Bases 286 to 1932 code for a protein of 548 amino acids. NCBI's taxonomy places the organism in Eukaryota, Metazoa, Chordata, Testudines, Cheloniidae. Gene Ontology annotation, molecular function: high-density lipoprotein particle receptor activity.
GAGGAAGGGUUUGACCAGUGAGCGGGGAGGGAUCACCACCUGUAGAGCUCGUGUAUGGCAGCGGGGAGACGAAGGGACAGGAACAGGAACAGCAGGUGGAGGAGAAAGGCAGUGGGGGAAGGGCGGUCAGUCCCCGGGGGAGCUGGCAGAGAGCCGCAGAGGGCAGUGGGGCGGAGGCGGAAGGAGGCACAGGUGGGAGUGGGGGAGCGGUCUCGGGGUUGGGAGCGAGGCGGAGCGCUGGGGUGGCUGGGGCUGUCGCGGUGACCCUCCGGGGAAGGCGGCGCCAUGGCCCGGAGCUGGCGGUGGCUGCAGGGGCUGGUCCUCACCUGGCUCCCCAUAGGCUGCCUCUCCCUGCUGGUGAUAGUGCAGGAUAUUGAGCGAUACACCACCUUAUUUGCUUCUGUGAUCCUCAAGUGUGACUACACCACUUCAGCACAGCUGCAGGAUAUAGUGGUGACAUGGCGCUUCAAAUCCUUCUGCAAGGACCCCAUCUUUGACUACUACUCUGCCUCCUACCAGGCUGGGUUAGCUCUUGGCCAGGACCCAUCCAAUGACUGUAAUGACAACCAGCGAGUGGUGCGAAUCGUCAUUCAGAGACGUGGACAGAACGAGCCUGUGCUAGGCAUAGAGUACAGACAGCGCAAGAUCACCAUCCAGAAUCGGGCAGACCUUGUGAUCAGUGAGGUGAUGUGGUGGGACCAUGGAGUCUACUACUGUGCUGUUGAGGCUCCAGGAGACACUGCAGGCGACCCAGACAAAGAGGUUAAGCUCGUUGUUCUGCAUUGGCUCACGGUGAUCUUCAUCGUUCUUGGUGCUCUCCUCCUCCUCAUGCUGAUCGGGGUGUGCUGGUGCCAGUGCUGCCCCCAACACUGCUGCUGCCAUGUCCGUUGCGCCUGUUGUCCAACCCGCUGCUGCUGCAAUGAGGAAGCCCUGGAACGACAUCGGUUCGUGAAGCAGGCUCGGACACUCAUGCCAUGGAUGACACACUACCCAUUCUAUGUGGGAGGUGACGGGAACUCCCAACUCUCUUCUUACCAGCUGAACCCAUUGCUGCAAAAAGAUGUCUCUCUGCAGAGCAGCCUCCCACUGGUGCAUUCGCAGGGCCAGCUGCCCCCGCAAAACAACGUCCUGGACUAUCUGGAGUCUGAGAUCCAAAACCUCAACCUAUCCCAGCCCCUGCUACCCUCCCACCACUUUGGGACCAACCAGCAUCCCAGUGUGCUUUCCUCCCUGAGCUCAGAGAUUGUGGAGCGCAGGGUAAUCCAGCUGCCUCCCAUCACUGAGCUCAUCCCAUCCUCACAGAGGAGCACUAGCUUGUCACAGCUGCAGCGAGCUGGCCAUGCUGCAGAAUCCUGGGGCUCCACAAUAGAGGAUGAGAGGGAGGACCGGAGAAGAUGCCAGCCCUUGAAUGGAGAUUCUCUCUCCAGCUUUGAUCAGGAAUCCUGGGACAAGGGGCGAGACCAGCCUCCUCAGAGGCAGAGGGAGGGCAGCUAUGAGGGCAGGCACCGGAGUUCCAGGCGGGAUGUAUCGCCCACACACCGGCCAGACCACGGUAGGUAUGGUGGCAUCUGCUACCCUGAGGAGGCCAGGGAGCACUCAGGCCGCCGUUUCAACCCCAGGCAGCAGCCUUUGGAGAGGCAAAGGUAUCAAAGCUCCAACAGAAAGGGCAGCAAUUCAGAGCAGCGGGGGCGCCAGCAUCGCAGCUAUUCUCCUCCGUCAUGGCGAGAGUCGUGGAGCUCGGCAGAAGAGCACAGUCGCUUCCAGGGGAACAAUAGGCAACGCCACCGUCGCUCCCCAGGCUGGCCAGAAGACAAGCCACCCAGUUACCGCUCAUUGGAAAUUAUCCCAGCCAAGGACAGCAAACACAGAAGCAGUGUGGGACAGCAGUCGGAAAAAGGAAGUUCCCGCAGUGGAAAAAGCGUGGUCAUUUAACAUCAUGGUGAAAGGACUGAAACUCCUAAUGGUUCUGCUUUGGGGCUCCCUUUUGCCCUCCCAGUGUGUAAUUUCUGAUUGAACAGGAGACCUGCAACAACUGGAUAAAAUAAAAUGUAGUGGAGACCAGUGAGGAAACUGUGCAUAGGAGGCCAGGAGAUCAGUGGCUUUUUAACCUCUAAAAACCUUCUUAUUCCUUCCUUACUCUAGAGAUUUUGGUUUCAAACAGACCAUGGUUGUUGCAAGUGGUCCCUUUGAGAGUAGAGUUUCUGGUGGCACUGAACAAAUAGCAUGUCCUCCCUCUCUGACUUUGAAUCUCACCAAAUGUUGUGCAUGUGGCCCUGAGAUUCAGCACCAAACAUUAGAAUGUUUGCCUUGAUUAACAAGUGGUGGUUUCCUUUUGCCUCAGUGAGUUUCUGUCAUACAGCCCUAGAUGAAACUGUCAAGUAAACAGUUCGCUGUGCGCUAAAGGAAGCGUCAGAAUGUUACAUGCACAUGUGAAUCUAAGUGCACUCUCUACAAGAGCACAUGGCCACUUCUGUGCUUGGAAAAACGCCUGAAUAUUGCUGGUGCUUCCAGUUUAUAUUGACAGAUACCUUAAUAAGGACAUGGAGAGGGUCUGCCUGGCCACUUGACCCAGACUGUAGUGUAUUCAUGAGUUCAAAGUACUAAUCUACAAGGUUCUGUUAUCAUAGAUUGAUGCUGUUUUCGGGGGCUGAGCUAUGGUUAACUGCCAUCCUGGCAACAGUGGGCCUGAUUUUCAAAGGUACCAAGCUCAUGUUCAUUUUAAGUCAAUGGGAGCUUGGUGAUACCCUAUCACCUCCAAAAAUGAUGAUCUCUGUGGAUAUUUUUUUUUUGAGGAAUCAACCCUUUCCCCAAAAUCUCACGUGCUCUGCUUUCCUUCUUGGCCUCUGUCCUCCUGAGGUGCGUGUAUGGGGAAAAUGGGCUCUAGGAGACGAGUCUUGUCCCCUGCUUUGCUAUUGCCCUUCUAACAUGCUGUUAGGGAGCUGAUCUUUAUCCUGAGCACUGCAUUUUUCGUAAACUUGUUGCUCAACAGAUCUGUGGUUUGGUUACUAUUGGAUUAAGGUGCCUGCCUAUAAAUUACCCUGUAACUAAAAGCAAAGAGAGAAUUUCCUUUGGAAACCAAUUGCAAUAGGCAGAAUAGCAGGUCAGUCUGUUUUUUCUUGGCUGGAAGAGACGAGACAAAAGAAUCCUUUUCUCUGGAUGUUGAGAUAAGAGGCUUCUGAUCACCAUGGUAAAGCUGCUCUCUAAAGGCACUUUGUGAACUGCUGACACUAGGGUUCAGCUCUUUGUGUGAAGCUUUGGGAAUGGCGUGUAUAUUAUUUUGUAAUUUGCAACACCUAAAGUUUGGUCAAGACCUAUUCUUACUUCAUCCAGUCCAUUUCCCAGCUGGCACAGGAUUGCUCUCUACAGGACAUUUUAAAACUAUCAGUGGAGUGCCUGCCACUUCCUUUGGAAAGCUAGCUUCCAGGAUUGAUUUUUGAAAAUGACCCUUCCUUGCACUCUUGUGGGGAACCACCCUCUGGAAUUCAUAUAAAGUGCUUUGUCUCCCUCCCUAGGGCUGUGUGUAUGCCAGAUAAAUGAACUCCUGGAUGGUGCAAGUAUCAAUGGAGUAGUGUUGCCACACUAGGUGUGUUCUUUGUGCUUGUGGUUUUUCCCUUUGCUCACAUUUGGGCAGUACUGCAAUGUCAUGGUAGCAGUGCUUUCUCUGGGUGUCCUGUCCCACAGUUCCCAGCACUGCUGCCUGAAGCAGUGGCUGCGAGUGGAUUCUGAAGAGCUGUCUGGUAACCUAGGGCCGCUGUGAAAGAAGUCAAAUUCCCACAAUUCCCUGGGAACUAGUGCCAUUUCUUAGUUCUUCUCUCAAACUUGGGGCCAAGGAUGAACAUCCAGCUCCCUCUUACUGCUCUAUAAGAGGGUUGUUUUUUUCUGGAUUAUCCUGAAACGGUUGGAGACCAAGGCCAACAGCUGAUGGAACAUCUUACAUAAUGGCCACCAUCUUGGCCAGCACAGCAGGGAUUGAAACAGGGACCAUUAGAGCUAAAAGCUUGAGAUCCAGAUCCAGGCUGUACAGCAGGAGACUAACAAACUCACCUCUUCUGUGGAUUGGGGGAUGUGUAACUUGCAUGGACUACUAAAUCACACGUGCCCCACACCUGGAAUAGCUGGCUCCAUACAGAACUUGAGGAUGAUGCUCCCAGCUCCAGUGUUGCUUCUAGGUCUGUUCCACGGUCGCACAUCUGUGUAACCAAGUUCAUCUUGAGACCUGUGAUGGAUGCAGUAGGGAUUGUCUAAUUUUAUGUUAGAGAAGACUUUUCUGUAUUUCCAUUGUGAGCUAGCCCCAACAUUGCAGCAACCAGAAUGUAAGGUUCUGGCUCCAUUCCCCAUGGAAAAGAGAGGCAAUUGCCCUGUGGAAUCUGGCUGUCUUGGAUGGAUCUGUGAAAAUUUUUAUUUAAAAAUGAGAUUUUAAUGAUAUGGUGGUGGUAGUGGUACUUAUGUAAUUUGAAUGGUUUUAAUACAUUUCUCUGUGUGUGGCUGGCUAAUGAUUUUGUAUUCGUUGUGAAGAGUUGAUGGACAAUUGAAUUGAUAUUAAAGAACAGCAUUGUUGCCCCUUCUUCCCACAUCAGUAUCCCAUUCUGAGGAUAUGUCUACACUUUAACCACUACAGCGGCCCACCUGGAACACUGCAGCUUUGCCACUGUCUACACUGCAUCAGGAGGGGUUCUCCUGUCGGCAUAGGUAAUCCACCUCCCCAAGAUGUCUUCUGUCAACCUAGCAUUGUCUACACUGGGGGUUAAGUCAGCACAGUUAUGUCUCUCAGGGGUAUGGAUUUUUCACACCCAUGAGAGGUGUAGCUAUGCCUUUGUAAGUUCCCUGUGUAGACCAGUCCUGGCACUCAGCAUUGCCCCUCUGCUGAGCAGAAGCAGAUGUCUGGGGCUGAGCAGGUUGACUUUCCAGGGAGGAAAAAUCAGUAGUAUGGAUUCUGGGUAUAUUCAGUGUAACUUGCUUUAUCUACAUGCACCCUAGUUCUGAAAUGAGAUGGUCAAACAGCAUGCAGGAUAAUCCCUUCUCUUCUCCCUACUAUCUCAGCCCAGACCAGUGCCCGGCUCCCAAGGAGCAACUGUGCCCCAUAAACUGAUUCUAAUCAGAGCCCAAGGCAGAUAGUAAACUCCUGCUUUUUGCACAGCUACUUCUUUCCCCAAAAGCUGCCUCUUCACAAAAUCUUGUAUAACUCCAGCCUAACACAGCAUGUCUUCCCAAGAGACAAAACUUGUUCACACGCUAAGGGCUGGCCUAAACUGAAAAGUUGCAUCAGCAUAACUACGUCUCUCAGGAGUGUGAAAAAUCCACACUCCUGAGAGACAUAGUUAAGAUGACCUAUACCUUGCUGUAAACAGCUAGGUCAACAGAAUAAUUUUGUUGACCUAUCUACCUCUCCCAGAGGGAGUAGCUUACCUAGAUUUGAGCAAUGGGAGAACCCCUUCUAUUGCUAUAGUAAGUGUCCACACUGAAGCACUACAGUCAUGCAGCUGUGUUGCUGUAGCAUUUCAAGUGUAGACGUAGCCUGUGGAAAAAGGACAUGAAGGUUAUGUGUAACAGUGCUAUUUGAUGAUGACUGCCAGAAUGGUAUGAUUGUAUUAAUGACACAACUUGGGGCACAAGGAAGUGAGCUCUCUUCUUCCCUUUCCCCACGAGCUCUGUAGUAGAGCUGAAGAAAUUAUUUGUGAAUAGUUCAUUAAUGCUUGUUUUGACCAUGUUUGGGCCCCUAUUUUUCACUUUUUGAUAACAUUCACAUGAGCUAAAUUCUGCUUGUAUGAAUGUUUUUGGGAAAACUAAUUUCAAACCUGUAGCUGAAACAUUUAAUUUUGUGAUUAAAUGGUGGACAGUAGUAGUUUAGAUUAUCCAGUUGGGGACUGGAAACAAUACUAUGUGGUUUAGAUAACAAAACAUGCAGCUCAAAUAUUAAAUACUCUUACUCGCAUGGAAUGGAGUCAGAGAAAUCCACAGACUGCAGUUUGUUUACACAAAAGUUUCUGUCAGGAUUCCCUCCCCACUCUGAACUCUAGGGUACAGAUGUGGGGACCCGCAUGAAAGACCCCCUAAGCUUAUUUCUACCAACUUAGGCUAAAAACUUCCCCAAGGCACAAAUCCGCCCUUGUCCUCGGAUGGUACUGCUGCCACCACCAAGUGAGUUAGACAAAGAUUCAGGAAAAGGACCACUUGGAGUUCCUGUUUCCCCAAAAUAUCUCCCCAAGCCCCUUCACCCCCUUUCCUGGGGAGGCUUGAGAAUAAUAUACCAACCAAAUAGGUAAACAAGGUGAGCACAGACCAGACCACUGGGUUUUUAGGACACUAAAAACUAAUCAGGUUCUUAAAAGCAGAACUUUAUUAUAAAGAAAAAAGUAAAAGAAGCACCUCUGUAAAAUCAGGAUGGAAGAUAAUUUUACAGGGUAAUAAGAUUUAAAACACAGAGGAUUCCCCUCUAGGCAAAACUUCAAAGUUACAAAAAACAGGAAAAAAACCUCCCUCUUAGCAUAGGGAAAAUUCACAAGCUAAAACAAAAGAUAAUCUAACGCCUUUCCCGGCUUUACUUACAAUUUUUGUACUUUUAGAUGCUUAUUUCAGACAGGGUUUUAGCAGAUGUUUUUUUCCUGCCCUGGCCCCUCUCUGUUCCAAGAGAGAAUUAAAACAAAGAGCACAAACAAAACCUUUUCCACCCUCCCCCAGAUCUGGAAGUAUCUUCUUUCCCCAUUGGUCCUUCUGGUCAGGUUGCAACUAGGUUAAUGGAACUGAUUAGCCCCUUCCAGGUAAAGGAGGGAUUUUUAUGACCGUUUCAAAUAAUUACAAAGAGCAAACAAAUUCAUAAGUCAAUGAGCUUGUGUAUAGGUGGUAAACUGGAUAAAUUCAUUUCCAGUUGCUGAUUCAGUUCUAGUCUCUGUGGAUCUUGUUGAACAGUCAAAGAAAUAUCCCUUGCAAACAAGAAAAUUUCUGUAUCAAUAGAGAUGAAAUGGGUGCAAAGUGAUUAUGCUAUAACGAGACCCUUUCUUGGUGGUAAUGAGUAUGCCUGAACCUCCCAUUGCAAGCUCUCCUGGUCUGCAGGGCAGGCAGAUAUUGAUCCUGGCAACUGCUUUCCACUCAUUGCUAUAGAGCCAUGAUUGGUAUAAAAUCUUCUGUUCUCGCUGAACAAGAAUGGACCCAUGUGCCUGGCUAUCUUAUGCAUUUGUAGAGCUCCUAUUGCUGCAGUAGGUAGACCCCAUUCCAAGACUGGAGGCCCAAGGGGCUGCUUUUUGUGCAAUCGCUGAGUUCAAACAAAGUAAACAAUCACAUGUAGACUGUUGGCAAUCGAGCAACCCAUAACUGACAGUGCAAAAAGGCCCAGGAACAAUCUUAGAGCUUGUCUUCAUUGCAGGGGUAACUUGUGCUCACUCAGCUCAAGUGAGAGUGGCUACACAGCAAAAUAACUCUCAAACAGCACAGUGUGUUUGUGGUAGCAGCACAGUGUAGCUACGUCUCCAUUGCAUUAUUAGACCCAGCAGCACUUGAGCUUCUACCCACACCCCCGACGGGCCAGCUAAUGUGAGUUUAAAGCGCCAGUUAACCUGGGCUAGAGAUUUUUGCAUGUGCAUGGGAGUCAAGGUAGGGGCAACAUUCAAAUUAUCUUGAGCUAAUGCUGCAGUGAAGAUGAGCCCUUUUGUAGUUCUGCAUCUUGUUUAAUCUCUAGAAUGUGCCUUGUACUAUUUUUCUACAAUGUCAUUCCACUAUGCCAGCUGUACAAUGAAAAGCCAGAUGGUAACUGAUGUUUGUAUGUUUUGGUUUUUGAGUGAUUGUCAAAUGUAUGAUUAAAAUAAAUGAGAACUUCUAGCCA